UUUGGCUCUGGGAAGAUGAGGCAGCAGGGCCAGAUCCUCCCCAGGCAUGAUCAGCUUGUCCCCUUCAUGUUCCUUCAUGGUUCUGCACUCCCUGAGCACAACACAGGGAGUCUCUCUGGUUUUGGGGGUCCCCAGCACCUGCAGCCCUGGCCCCAUGCACCACCUGGGCUGGCCCAGGCUGUGCCUCAAAAGCAUUUUCUGCCACAUGGGGAAAGCUUGGCAGCUCAUGGAGCCAGUGAGGCCUGGGGCAUCCCCCAGGGAAUUCAUUGCUGGGAGCCCCAGAGCAUCCCCCAGGGAAUUCACUGGUGGGCAGUGCAGAGGAACAGCUGGCACUGCAAAAGCACUAAAUUUCUGUCUCUUUUUUCUUCUUUUCUCCUGUUUUCUCUUGCAGUCACAGAGAAGGAGGUGCAGCAGUGGUACAAGGGCUUUAUCAAGGACUGUCCCAGCGGGCAGCUCGAUGCUGCCGGCUUUCAGAAGAUCUACAAGCAAUUCUUCCCCUUCGGAGACCCAACCAAAUUCGCCACCUUUGUUUUCAAUGUCUUCGAUGAGAACAAGGAUGGCAGGAUCGAGUUCUCAGAGUUCAUCCAGGCGCUGUCGGUCACCUCCCGGGGCACGCUGGACGAGAAGCUGAGGUGGGCGUUCAAGCUGUAUGACCUGGACAACGAUGGAUACAUCACGAGGAACGAGAUGCUGGACAUUGUGGAUGCCAUUUAUCAGAUGGUGGGGAACACAGUGGAGCUUCCUGAGGAGGAGAACACACCAGAGAAGAGGGUGGAUCGGAUUUUUGCCAUGAUGGACAAGAAUGCAGACGGGAAGCUGACGCUGCAGGAGUUUCAGGAGGGCUCCAAGGCCGACCCCUCCAUCGUGCAGGCGCUCUCCCUCUACGAUGGGCUCGUAUAGUCCCGGGGCCGAGCGGCGAUGCCUGGGGGAAGAUGCUCUCCGUGCCAUCCGACCACCGCCGUGCGAAGCUUGCCUGUCCCUCCCGGCCUCCCUUUCUGUCCUGCGAGCAAGGAGUGCCCUCAAAGCGCGAGC
Molecule: messenger RNA, 1032 nt
Organism: Zonotrichia albicollis (white-throated sparrow)
Lineage: Eukaryota; Metazoa; Chordata; Aves; Passeriformes; Passerellidae
Source: RefSeq, a predicted model, not a curated record